UUAACUACCGCUGGAAAUCUUCCACUUUCCUAUAAACGGUCAUCGCUCCAGCGGAGUCAGGUGUUAUGUAGAGAAGGGACGUAGCAGAUAGCCGGUAUCAGGAUGAACUCGUCAACAGAAACUCUCAACAUCCCAAUGGCAAACACAAGUCUAUCGUCAGCUAUUUUGUUUGAUAAUAUGACUUCCGGUUCAAACGGAACGACUACUUCCGGUUCCAAUUCGGAGCUAUCUAUAUACGACUAUGGAGAGUAUUGGGCCGCGCUCUACAUAAACAAAUAUUACCUAUAUGUCAUUGUGGCGAUCGGAUUACCAGGCAACCUUGCAGCUGUAGUGACGAUUUGUAAUAUGCGUCCACUGACGUCAUCAUCGAUGUAUAUGGUUGUUCUGGCGAUCGUUGAUAGCGUGAACCUCGCUUUGAAGAUUCUUUACCUUCAGUUGACCUUACACAAUGUGCAAAUGGGUCACAAUGGCUGCAAGGUCAUGUUUUUCUGUGGGACAUUCUUUAUGCAUUAUGCCAACUGGAUUCUUGUUGCUAUGACCAUUGAACGUUUCCUUGCGAUUUGGCUACCCCUAAAGGUGUCGGAACUGUGUACGAGGUCACGCGCGGCAUUGGUGAUGGGACUGAUAGCUGUACCUCUCUUAGGGCUCAACCUCCACUUUUUCUGGUCUACACUUGAGGUCUGGGACGACUACUAUUCCUGGGAUUGCCAGUUCCGGACAGAAUUUCAGUACUUCAUGACCAAGUUGUGGUAUUGGAUAGAUGGCGCUGCUUACAGCCUCAUCCCUUUCAUCGUCCUCGUCAUCUUCAACAUCCUCAUCAUCGUCGGCAUCAAGCGAGGGCAUCGUGGAAUUGUCAGUAAGAUCGACAAAACUCGAAUGACGGAGAAAAUGAAACAACAACACCAAAUCACGGUCAUGUUGGUGACGGUGUCGUUGGUUUUUGUUAUUCUUACGAUGCCCAACUGUGUCUUUUUCAUAUUCCAAAACUAUUGGGAUUAUACGGCGACCUUGCACGAGUACGCCCGAUAUUUCCUCUUCUAUCAGCUCGUUUUCGUCCUGUCUGAUUUCAAUCACGCCAUCAAUUUUUAUCUUUACUUCCUCAGCGGCAAGAAGUUCAGAGCCAAGUUUCACGCCAUUAUUUGCAUCUGCCGUCGAAAACAGAUCAGCCGACGAUUCGGAACAACCAUCUCCCACAUCGCGUCUACUCGGAUGUCAGCCACGGAGAUGACAAACGGACAUUCUCGGAGGCCUUCCGAAAGACCAGCGUCGCCAAACAAUCGAACGAAUUCGACUGUACCAAAAUUAAACAAUAUAUGUGAAUCGAAAAACGAAAAUGGAAAACUUACGGAUAACGAAUACAUGUAAAUGUUGCUUCAUUUUAAUGUUUAUCGAACCAAGAAGGCCAUUAAGAACCACUGGCGGUGAUAUGUAAAUACCAUAGGGUUUAGUGGAAAUAAUUUGCUGGAUUUAACAUCAAUUGUGUUUCUACAGCAAAUGUGAAAUUAACAUCAUAUUGUGUGACAGAUGUUGUGGUAGUAAAGGCGAUAUAACAUUUUAGUAGAAUGGGCCAUUCGAUGUAAGUAGAGAACGGAAGGGGGGCACUGUUUGCUCACUGACUGCGCAUGACCAAAAUAGCGCGCAGUAAUCUUCCUAAUGGUUAGUCCAAGGCAACAUGUGAUACACAUUGUUUACAUGUGUUUAGUGUAGUCUGUGCGCGUGCGGCCAAAGCAAAGAACAGCUGGCAAGCUGGAAAAGGACAAAAAUAGAAUUGCGUUGGCAAGGAAACAUAGGAAAGAUCUUGUGCCUGCAAAUCUACCACAAUAGGUGGGUGUUAUUCGACUCCCAAUGCAUCAAUUAUUCAUCACAAUUGGUAUGUAACAUAAAUUUAAUGCGUUUUGAUUGGCUGAAACAGUGACCUUUGACCGAGAAGGCCGCUUCACGCUGUCGGGCAAUUAUAAGCCUAAGAAAGGAGUUCGCAAUCGAUUUUGUGAUCAUGAUUUUUAUUUUAUCAAUUUAUUGUUUUGAAAAUUAAUAGAUUUGUUAAUCACUUGUCAUGAUAUGUAUUAAAUUACAACACUUCAUCAUAUUUCUGAAAUUGUCUGUUUUGCCUAUUAAUCAGCGGCAUUUCAAUACAGGUCAUAUGUUUACGCCCCAACUGGUAUCGCAAAAAAAACGCACGUUGGUAUAGAAUCAUGGAAUAGCUUGCUUUUGUUGU
Pecten maximus is the source of this 2215-nucleotide messenger RNA. Its product is annotated as thyrotropin-releasing hormone receptor-like. Bases 103 to 1365 code for a protein of 420 amino acids. Gene Ontology annotation, cellular component: plasma membrane. Gene Ontology annotation, biological process: G protein-coupled receptor signaling pathway. NCBI's taxonomy places the organism in Eukaryota, Metazoa, Mollusca, Bivalvia, Pectinida, Pectinidae. The transcript has 2 exons. The record is from RefSeq and is a predicted model, not a curated record. Gene Ontology annotation, molecular function: G protein-coupled receptor activity.